AUGGACAAGUCGUAUAAUCGGAAAUCCGCGCGUGAAGGGAAGUUGAACAAGAUUAGCGCCACAGGUUUUCAGUCGGGACUUGAGUAUUUGCUGAAAAUGCUAUUUGGACGAAACCUUGGUAUCUGCAUCAAGAGUAUUUAUAAGCGCGUCAACCGCGAAAAGACGCAUGAAGCGAGGGUGCAAGAAUUUCCAGAAGACCAUACACGGUAUAGUGCAGAGAGUGUCUGGAAAUCGAGUGCAGUUGGUGAUCUAGAAGCGACCCCUAUAGCGCAGUUUUCGAGAAAGCAAUAA
This is a messenger RNA of Plasmopara halstedii, 291 nucleotides long. RefSeq lists its product as uncharacterized. The coding region runs from base 1 to 291 and encodes 96 amino acids. The record is from RefSeq and is a predicted model, not a curated record. NCBI's taxonomy places the organism in Eukaryota, Oomycota, Peronosporomycetes, Peronosporales, Peronosporaceae. The transcript is spliced from 3 exons.